AUGAAAGGAGAGAUAACCUUGCCAGUAAACACCACAGGGACAAUCCAAGAAAUGAAGUUAUACAUGAUCGAAGGGGAAUUGAGGUACAAUGCUCUAUUCGGAAGGCCAUGGGUCCACAAUAUGAGGGCAAUACUCUCGACCUUGUACCAGACAUUGAAAUUUUCCAUACCAGGGGGAGUCAAAACAGUCUACGAAGAACAACCGGCCACAAGGGAUUUGUUUGUUGUCAACGAGGAGAAACAGGAAAAAUGGGGAGCAUACGAGGAGGACAAUUAUGGUGUCCCGAGAUCAUUCAUAGCUCAUGAUGACAUUAAUGAUACCAAAUCAAUGGUUGAAGAGUUGGAACAAGUCAUAUUAAUUGAGCGUAUGCUGGAUUAA
Molecule: messenger RNA, 378 nt
Organism: Nicotiana tabacum (common tobacco)
Lineage: Eukaryota; Viridiplantae; Streptophyta; Magnoliopsida; Solanales; Solanaceae
Source: RefSeq, a predicted model, not a curated record